GCUAGUGGCGCAUGACGACUGAGUCAGUGCGGAUUGCGAGGCUGCGCUGCACAGUACAUACUUAAAAAUGUGGGUCACGUUGUGCACGAGCGUUCUAUAAUAUUAGCCUUAAAAUAUUUGUAUACAAAAACCCAUAUUAGGUCUUGAAAACGCGAAAAUAAUCCAUACCGAAUGUGUACACCGUAACACAAGACAAUAUUCAUUUAGUUUUUUUUCUGACUGCAGGGUCCACCCAACAUUUUUGCGCGCGAACUCUCGUUAUUCCCAGUGUAUUAUCCUCAUUUUCUUCGGUUGAAACCACAGAAACAAAUGUUAAUUUCGACUUGACAUACGUUAACUGCUCUUCAAAUCAUUCAUUCGAGUUCGAAAUUCAUUGAAACCUCGUUGUAAUAAUACAGAGUAUUCAGAAAAAUGUCAGGUAGUUACACGAGAAAGGAAUUUGGCGUGGACCACGAGGAGAAAACGCUGCUAGCGAAAGAAAAAACAACCAUUUGCUCUAAUUGCAUGUCAUAUGCAACAUUUGGUCAUCCAAUAACUUCUGGCACUGUACCAGUACGACUUUCUCCAGGAUGGGAGGGUACGGGUAGGCCUGAGGACGAGUUGAAUUUUAAGGGAGUUACUAUGGACCAAGCAGACCUUGAAAUGAAUCCACCAAUGGAUAAGUGGAAUUGGGUCGCCAUGGUAUUUUUAUUACAUGGAAUUGGUAGCUUGAUGCCGUGGAAUAUGUUCAUUACUGCCAAACUUUACUUUACUGAACACAAGUUUUCAAAGGAAUACACAGGCUACAAGUCGAACUACGCCACGGAUUAUGACACUUAUUCACCAGUUGCUGCACAAGUUCCAAAUUUAAUUUUCAAUUGGUUGACUCUAUUUAUCCAACUAGGGGACAAUUUAACAGCACGAAUUGUAUGGGGACUCUUGAUACAAGUCGCAAUGUUUGUGCUGACAAUCGUUUUAGCAAUGACAGACAGCUCUGCCUGGCCUGGUCUAUUCUUUUGGAUAACCAUGAUCUCUAUUGUUGCUUUGAACACUGGUAGCGGUAUAUAUCAGAAUUCAGUGUAUGGAAUGGCUGCAAAACUGCCUGCCAAGUAUACAGGAAUGGUUGUUUUGGGUUCUAAUAUUAGUGGGACUAUAAUUGCUAUAAUUGAAUUACUAUCCAGUAUGAUGUCUCCGAACAAACGGACUGCAGCAAUAUACUAUUUCAUAACAGCCCUAUUAGUUCUUUUGGCUUGUUUUGAUACAUAUUUUGCUUUGCCCUUGAAUAGAUUUUAUCGGCAUCAUGAACUGAUAAACCAAAAAGCAGCCAACAGAAAAGCUUUAAAUGAUAGUAUAAGAGGACAGACAUCGAGACCACCGUACUGGGAAAUAUUUAAAAAAUGUUGGCCACAAUGCUUCAAUGUGUUCUUUGUUUUCUUUGUUACACUCUCAAUAUUUCCUGGUGUCCAGUCUGGCAUUCAACAGAUUUCACACGAUUUCAUCAUUGAAGAGACAUAUUAUAUGAAUGUCAUGUGUUUCAUGACAUUCAACGUAGCGGCAAUGAUUGGGAGCUUGAUCGCUUCUUUUUUGCAAUGGCCCUGGAGGAAAUACCUUGUCAUUCCUAUUCUUCUGAGGGUGCUAUACAUACCGAUAUUUCUAUUAUGCAACUACAAACCUAAUUCAGCUGUCAGGACAAUACCAGUUUUAAUUAAAGAUGAUACAGCUUAUUGGUUGAUAGCCAUGACAAUGGGUCUGACCAGUGGCUACUUUUCAUCAGCUGCUAUGAUGCACUGUCCAAGAACGGUAGAGUCUCAGCAUCAAGCAACUGCUGGUAUGUUUGGUGCUGCAUUUCUAAUAACUGGUAUCGUCGCAGGUCUCGUAUUUGCAAUAGCAAUGCCUUUGAUAGUUUCCAGUUCAAUUUUUCUAUAAACUUUUCACAUAUAAUUGAAUUGUAUCGAUUUUUGCGUGAUUUGUAGUCUUCUUACGGAUGAACCAAACAUACAGUCCAGUACGUUAAACAGUUGCAAAGACUGUAAUAUCAUAUAACGAAGGUUUGAAAGUGGUACUGAUAUUCGUGGACUUGAAUUCAAUUGUUACAACAUUCUCUUCGAAUAGAAAAUCCUUUAAAAGAUCAUUAAUCUCAAAACCAUGGCAUAAUUAUUGAUGACUUUAAAGAGAUCCUAGUAUUACAUAAUUUUUACAAGUAAAAAGUCGCAUCAUUUAAACAAUAAUAAUUAACUAAAGCUUAUUUUGAUCGUAAAUAAAUUCUCUACGAAUCAACAAAGUCACAUUUUGUAUUGGGCUCCUCAGUUGAUCAAACAACAUAAUUAUUAAAAUAAUUAUAAGCGGUGAAUAGUAAGCCAAUGCCUUAAUAAUAGAAACAAAACACUCCAGCGUUAUCCAAAAUAUUAUUUUGUAGAUUUGUAGAGAAUUCAUUUGCGAACCAAAUGAACCGUAGUUCAUAAAAAUCGACCAAACGAUGCGAAUAGAAUAAAUGAGAAUAGAAUCUCCUCAAAGUCGUGAAUAAUUGUGUUGUUGUAGCUGAAACUUAAGGUUUUUAAAUUUUUUUUUGUGUUAAGGGAAUAUUGUUUCAACUAAAUACAACUUGAUUAACUUGAGUUUUAUUUUUAAACCAUCCAUAUAUUAUAUUUCUGUCUUUACAGCUGCUUGACUGCACUGUCUGUUUAAUGCAUCCUUAAGACUGGAAUACUUUCGGGACGAUUUGUCGACCAAAUGAAUAAAUGCUUUUUUGUUAUUCACUUUUAUACCUGACAAGAUUGUUAAACCUUAUAAAAAUAAUCUGGAGUGGACGCUAGAUAUACUGUGUUAGUACCGUGCUAGAAUACCCUAACGCGGGGCCCAAGCAGAGGAAAAUUCUCUAAAAUGGCCAGCUGCUAACCGCUACCACUGCUGGCGUUGGAAGCAGGAGCCGUGCGCGGUGAGAGAUGCUGCAUUUGUAUGUUUGACCGUGCUUGUGGAGGGGCACUCGCUCGCAAGGCCUUAUACUGAAAGGCUAUUUAUCUAGCGCCCACUGUACUGCAUUUGAAUGUAUCGAACUAUAAUGCAGACUUACCAUUACAAACGAAUGGCAAAUUAGAAGUACAUAAAUAGAUCUUGUGCUUCCAUGUAACUGUACAAUUACAUAGAUGCCAGAAAUCGGAAUAUUACAUAUUUCCGUAUGAAUUUUUAUUAAUUCAGAAGGGAAUUCAAUCUUGUCACCUUGAAGGUAAGUUUUUGAUCAUAGAACGAAACGAAGGUUUGCUCUUUACAUGUACAUUGGAUCGAAUUGUAGACAAAGUUGUACAAAAUUUCUACAGCACUUCGGGUGCAUUUGCAUUCGAAAUUUUGUUGUAUGAUAAUAUGUUCCACUACUCUUGUGUCCAUUCAAUUUGUCUUGUAGUGCAAGUAGUACGUAUAACUUUGUUUCGUAAGUACUUUAUUUAUAGCCAACCCAUGCACUCGAUCUGUGUUGCCCGAUCCUAGAUCUCAUAACAUUCUUUAAAGAAAUAAAUGACAAAAUCGUAUGUAUCGUUUAUGGUACUUUUUAAAAUUACUACGACAAAUCCAAAUCGGAGAGUUACGUAUUUGGCUGCAAUGCAUUUGAAACUCUAGUACCAAAAUUUAGCAACUACGAGCAAAAUCCUCUGACAAGUUUGGUGGGUCUAUGUGGACUAGGAGGCGUGGAAAUUCUAUAAACACUGAUUUGACUGCAUCUUAUGCAAAUUGGGUUAGUUACUUCGAUAUCCAAUUGGAAACACAAAGAUCUUAAUUAUAACGAAUAAUUCUUGCAUGCAUACUCGCCAUAAUAAGACCUUUAUAAGGCCGGCUGUCUUUUACCAUUUCUUUACAAUUAGCUAAAGUUCUAUCAAAUGCGACAACCUAAUCGUCUAAUCUAUAAUGUGAAAAAACACGGUUGUUUCUUGUAUAAAUUAUUUAAAAAAACAACUCGAUAGAUAAAUCAGCCAAUUGGGUUGUUGAUUUUGAAAACCAGGUGAAUAUUUGAUAAAGGUAUGUGGCACCAAUACAAACUGGCCACAAAGCAAAAUAUGAACGGAGUGGAAACUUACAUACUUUUCAGAAGUGAUAAUUCAUUCAACUUAUUCUGUGAAAUGAGCCAGAUGACGUAUUCGGUAUAUUUGUGUUUUUCUCGUGUCAGAUGCUAUUGGAUUGUCCAAUUUCAAAUUGUUGUAAUUUGCUAACGACAAACUUUCCAUGAGAAAUAAAAAACAUUUCAUUCGCAGAUUUUGACUAGGAAUACGUUGAUAGCCUAUGACGCGAUGUUCCUGAGGCACCCUGCAUGAUAGUUAAUUAAACAACUGCAUUUACUAUUUGCAUAAUAAUUGAGAAAUCUGCAUCGAUAGGGGAAUUACAUUUAAAAACGGAGGCACUCCGUAACGUAGUAAUUACUGAGAAUUUAAGGGGGUGCUCUCCGAAUAUCGAAGUCCACGUAUCUCCAACGCAAAGAAGGGUUCAACAGCCUCAUUCUGUACGCAACUGUGAACAAAAAAAUUCCAAUCCAUUUUCAUUUGACGCUGAAAUAUAGAAAUGGUAUAAAUUCUACGAAUUUACUAAUCCGACUUCGUAGAUUCCGUCUGAUUUCUUCACUUCCGCGCAAAUAAAAAUGUAUUGGAGUGUUUUUAUUUAGAAUUGUGUAUGGAAUGAGGCUGUUAAACCCUUGUUGCGUUUGUUGUGAGAUACGUGGACUUUGAUAUUUGGAGAUGUAUACAUCAGCUUUGAAAUCAAUCUUCUGUGUUCUGAACAUACCAUGGUUUUAUCCUGCGCGUAUGUGACAUUAUAUUGAGAUUAUUUAUUUAGAGUAUUAUUGCAUAUGCUUUUAGAUAGCUUCAUCUUUUAUUGCAAAACUUUAAAGGGGACACAUCGUGGGAAUUACAUUUUUGGCAUUUGAAUUGGUUUUCCAGUAGAAGAAAUCAAUUGCAUAAUUUACAAAAAUAUCAUUCAUGAAAAUACAAGUGCUUGUCUGCAUCCCAAUGGAUCUAAAACUUACUGACAUUGAAAAUAUUACAAAAAAAAUUGAUAAACAUAACAUAACACUUUUAUCAAAUAUACAUCUAGCCAUACCAGUUGUCCGAACAAAGUUAUAAGCAAAUUUUAUGCACAAGAAUUAUACCCGUCGCAUCGGACAAUUAAAGCUGCUUGCAAUGCAUUCUAUGUGCAUAUAAUUUCUGCACAAACUAAAUUCGUAAUAAAAUUUGAUAAUAUAACACAUAAAAAGUUAUUGAAUUAUCAUUUGGAGCAUAAUAUUCUAUGACAGAAUAUAAACAUUUUAUUAUGAAAUUGUGAUAUUGUGUUCUUUUAAAAAAGUUUCCGUUUAUUUUGUUAUUAGAAUAGUUUCAUUAUGUGUGUUAGCUUUUUACAUUUUUUUUUCAGAAUCACAAUAUCAUAAUUUAAUAUAUUUUAAAUUAUUUGUUCUAUGGUUAAACCAUGGGGUCCUAGAACCGACAUUACUGUUUUGUAUUUACAGUGAAUCAAAUAUGGAAUGUUCUAGGCGAAGUGGUUCAAUCAGGCCUUUAAUGUCUUUUCAAUUUCGCAUGCUGAUAGCUCUCGGUAAGCUAGAUUUUUGAGCCAGACCACUGAACUGAUAUUGCCAAAUACAUCAAGAUCUUUGCAAAUGAAAAUUUCGUUUAGAAGAAUGUUUGGAAAAUAUAACGCAUAUUUUGAGAUGGAUUAAAACUCGAAAAUUUAUUUCGAGAUCAUGCCUCUUUUUCGAGAAAGAUCGUUUAAUUUCAAGAGUCCUUUUAACCCUCUGUAGCGCAAGAUGUUAAAAUUUUUAAAUAAGUACUGAAACAUGUUAAUCAAAUGAAAUAAAAAUACACAUGUUUCUGGAAAAAUCUUAUUUUUUUUAUUUAUUCGAAAAAAAAACAGGGUUAAAGAGAGUGUGACAGAAAUGUUACACUGCAUCAAAAGUGCAACUUAACUUAGGUGAAAUUGUCUGAAACAAUUGUUGUGUUUAUUGUAGCAUAGAGCAACGCCACAUUUCUCGCACAUUGUGAGACACCAGAGCAGUUUCGAAAUUUGUAGCGUGUUCUCUUUUCUAUCCAAACGGGCCAGUGUCCUGUUUGAUCUUGCCUGAUUGCCAUUGGAGGAACAUGCCAUCUACAUUUUUUGUCAUAAACUAAGUCAAUACAUUAGUUUGUUACAGAUAAGUUACAUUGAUGCAAAAUGCGUUUGAAAGAAUACUUGAAUUUUAGUAGGCAGAUAAUCGGUCUGUGACAGAAAUGUUACACGGCGCUACAGAGGGUUAACUGUUUUAAAUUCUGAAGAAAAUUGUAAGUCUUUCAAUGACCAUUCCGGGCAAUUCCAAAAUUUCAAGAACUUGUUCCACUCUGUUUUUGAAGCAUUGCGAUUGAACCGUCACCCAAUGUCAACACGAAGCUGAAGCUAGCAGCCAGAGUUAGCAGCCAAACGCAUUGAACUUUUUUGGAAAUAUAAAAUUAUAGUACAGUUUUAUUCUCAUGAUUUUAUAAAAGUAUCGGGAGUAUCAAGGUAAUUCACAAAAUUUUGACUUUCAGAAUUCACUACAUUAUUUCAAUGAGCAUCAGAACAUUUGGCUGCUAGCUUUAGUCUCAUAACGUCAAUAGAAAACAACCUGUCUUGGUCGGAUGAUAUGCCCCUUUUUGAAAUAUUCUUGACGAGUUUAGGUACAUUGUUGAAUCAUAACAGAAAAGAUUAAAGUAGAAUAACCUUUUUUCCGUACUUUCAACAAUUGAGGAAUAGGUGAAACCACACGUGUAAUGGCUGUCGUAUAUCUUUAUUGGCAAUGUUUUAGUCAGAGCAUCAGCCAUCACCAGAUCUGUAAAUAAAACAAGUGUUGCAAACAGCCAUAACUGAACAUGGUUUUGAUUUUUUAAAACCACAUAUGCAAUGAAUAAAAUUUUGAAAGGAUAUUGUAUCUCUGAAAUUAGGUGUUGCAAACUUUCAAUGAGACUUUGCACUUUACAUUUGUAAAUAUCUUUAUUCAAGUUGGUCAAUCAGUAUCAUACUUCUCUCUAGUUGUGCCAUUUUUUGUAUGAUGUUUUAUCAUUGUUCAAUUUAUUUGGUCAUCAUUGUCAUUUCCCGUACUUUCUUUGUAUGAUCUAGGAAAAUCUAAUUACCCAGUUAGUGUUAAGUGGUUUCCUUUGCAUAGCAUGUCGGAUAAUCUGUCCACGACGUAUUUUCAUUUGAUUUUUAAUUUUAUAACUUUGUGUAUUUGUAUAGACCAACUUUCUUCAAAUAUAUUAUUUCAUAUUCCAACUUAUAUUGACAAAUAGGACCUCUCUCAUGGCUGAGUACAGUAUUGUAAUCUCCAACUUCCCUCUUUACGUACUUAUCAGCUGUCCUUGAUUGUUAAAAACAUAUUUUAAUCAAUUCCAUCGAUUCUUUGGUGACAUGCUGUGAUUGCAGCACUUCAAAAACGGAAAUUAGCAUGUUAUCGAAAUUUAGAAAUUUUUUAAUGAACAGUGAAUGAUCUAUAAUUGCUUUCGGAAUUUGAUAUAAUGUAGAACACUCUAAGAGCAACCGAACUUUGUGCCUCCCCGCCCCGAGCUUGUCAAUUAUAGUUGGACGUGUGCUCCACGAAUUUUCAGUUUCUUUCCAAAGUGAGGUGAAAUACAAUUCUGAAAAUAAUUUUCGAGCUCUAAUAUGCCUUAGAGUUUCUGUCAGAUUUUUUCAGAUGAGUAAAAUUAAUUGUUAAACAUCCUCUGAAAAUCAUUUCACUCCUAAUUAUUAUAAUUGUUAUUUUUAUUAUUAUUUCAAUUCACAUUAUCUUACAAAUCUGUGGCAUUUUCCGAUCUGAGUAGAAGAAAAGUUGUACUCUAAUAUGAAUGAUUAUGGAAAUAUUAAUUUUUAAACAAAACCUUGCUUCAAGCUUAGCUUGUAAAUACCCUGAUGAAUUUUACAAUAUUGAGACUAUGCUUUGGCUUAAGAAUCUAGUUUCCAGAGAACUGUUAGCGUGCCAAAUUGAAAAAAUAUAUGAUUCCUGACCGAUCUACUUCCAUAUAUUAUUUGUUUUGUAUCUACAGUUUGAGGCUCUCUAGUUUAUAGUGUGAAUUCAUAUUUUUAUCCUAAAUCACGCUGCAUUUCACCAGAAUUAAACAAAUGUCAAUAGUAAAGCCUAUGUAGCAUAUUAAGGGAGGAGACCCAGUUGGAACGUCCAAAAAAAAAGGUUUUUUUCCGAAUUUUUUCUUGUCUAAACGACAAAAUAAUUUAUAACAGCAGUUUUUCCAUACGAAUGAUAUAUAUUUAAAGUAUACAUUACAAUUUUUUCAAAGAAAAAUAUUUAAAAAUAAGCCGGUAGGAGGCAAUGGGUUUCAUCUGCAAAAAAAAGGGUGUUGCGGUGAUCACUUUCGCGCUGCAAUGGAUCAUCUGAAACCAAAAAAAGAGAGAGGAUCUUUAGUAAAUGAUAUAAUGCUCCGAAUGAACGGAGGGUUUUGAAAAAUUUCAAUAUUUCACAAAAUGGCGGACGUUGAAAGUCAAAAGUAUUGUUUUGACCAAAAUUUCACUGACAUUUUUGACUAUAAAAAAAAAAAUAACUGUCAAAAAAAAAUCCUUCGUUCAUCCGGAGGACAACUAAGUAUAGAAUAAGUGAGACAAAUUUCAAACCGGUCGGUAAAGCCGUUCUCGAGUUACAGUGAUCACCGACUUCGAAAACAUGGUUUCGAGAAGAACGCGUUUAAAGUUUUGCGUACGAUUUGCAUGCAGAUAAAAUUUAUCUUGUAACUUACAUUGAAUCGUCUAUUCCUGGGCCGUAUAUUGCGCCUUCCUCAGAUUUGUUAGCUACACCUGCAGCAAUUUUUCGUUGACGACGAGCUACCCUUGCCUCUCGAGUAUUUUCGAGGAAGCGCCGGUUAGCUUUGUCAGACACGGUGCCCUUCAAAAUUAUAUAUCUUGGCGAAUAACGGUCCGAUUUGACAGUAAUUCGUCGGAAAAUACUCUUGAAAUAUUGUACUUUUAGAAAAUGGAUAAAAACAAAACUCGAUUUUUACAAAAUUCUAACUGGGUCUACCCUUAACAAAGUUUUAAAUUACAAUUUACCGAGCAGUGUUUCAGCACAAAAAAUGCGACUGUAUCUGCUAAAAAAAAAAAAAUUAAUAAUUACAGUAAGAUGCAUAACAGCAAGAUUUAUUUAUAUAACUAUUAAUCUUUUACUAAAUGAAAUUUAACGUUUAUCACAGUUUUCAAUUUCACGUGUUAUGGUUAAAUAUUGGUACUUGUAAAUUUUCGGAUUAUUAACACAAGAACUACCGACGUAAAAUGUAACAUGAGGUAGGAAUUUUUAAAUGGAAUUGUAAAACCAGUCUAAUAUGACAAAAAUAAAAUUUAUGAUAUUACUUCUGUAGUUAUCGUUUUACGUCAUUGUGGGAAAAAAAAUGUUAAAUGAAGUAGAAAUUUUAAAAUGAAAUUGUAAAAAAAACCAGUCAUUUUGACUGGUCUGGUAGUUCUAGUGUUAAUUAGAGAGGUUGAGUAAUCUAAUGAAUUACGUCUACUGAAGUUCGAUCAGUAAAUAUACAUAGAUGUAUAUCUAGUCCACCACUAUAAUCAUAAUAACACCUUUGAUCAAAUUUGAACUAAAAAUUGUCAAAUCGUUUGAAUAAUCAUUUGAAAUUAUCAGACCCCGGUUAUAUCGUACUGAGUACGUCAAUGUUUCCUAUCCUUCUGGCUGCGCCAGACAAUAUUAUAUUUUAUUGUGAACUAUAUGUACAAUUACACGUAUAACUAAUAUACUCUACAAACUGCAGUAGCAGACCUUUGAUACUUGGUAAAAUAAUACUUUUUUUUUAUGUAUACAAUUAUA
Neodiprion fabricii is the source of this 9766-nucleotide messenger RNA. RefSeq names its product equilibrative nucleoside transporter 1 (gene Ent2). Lineage: Eukaryota; Metazoa; Arthropoda; Insecta; Hymenoptera; Diprionidae. The transcript is spliced from 11 exons. The coding region runs from base 412 to 1905 and encodes 497 amino acids. Gene Ontology annotation, molecular function: nucleoside transmembrane transporter activity. The record is from RefSeq and is a predicted model, not a curated record. Gene Ontology annotation, biological process: nucleoside transmembrane transport. Gene Ontology annotation, cellular component: plasma membrane.